UAUCCGUUCAAUGAUCUAUCCCCACCCCAAAAAAAGACGAGAUUUUUAUGGGGUUUGUUUGUGAUUUUUUCUGCAAACUUUAUUAUUAGUUUUCCGCGUUUUCCCUUAGUUUUUAAAUGUUUUAAUUUAGCAAAUAAUAUAAAUAAGCACCCACUAUGGUCCAGGCCGAGCAUAUUAAAAUGAAAACGGUUCAUAGCGAUUUACCGCAAGCGUUAAUGUUGCUUAGCGAAAUGAACGUGAGCGCCCAACAUGUUGCCUCACUAGUGGACAACAUGAUACAAAAGGUUAGAAAUGGGGAACUCACCACCGAUCAAGGCUUAAGCUUCCUCGAAGUUAAAUAUAACAUGCUGUUAAGCUAUUUAAUAAAUCUCACCUAUAUAGUGUUAAGGAAAUGCUCGGGGGAACCCAUAGAAGGUGAUCCUUGUAUUGAUAGGUUAAUCGAACUCAGGACGGUUUUGGAGAAAAUUAGACCAAUAGAUCAUAAACUAAAGUACCAGAUUGAUAAGCUUGUUAAGACUGCUGUUACUGGUGCUAGUACAGAUGAUCCAGCCACUUUUAAGGCAAAUCCUUUGAAUCUUAUGGAUAAGGACGGGUUUAAUAGUACAGAUGAGGAUAGCAGUGAUGAUUCCGUAAAAGAGAAGAAGGAUAAAAGCAGGACUGGUGUUUAUGUGCCUCCUAAAUUAUCUGCAGUGCAUUAUGCAGGUCCCGAAUCGGCUCAAGAAAAAACAAAACGCCUCCAAGAAAGAAACAAAAAAAUGGCCCUAUCCUCCUCUAUACUCCAGGACCUCCGUGAGGAAUACUUAGACACCCCGAUCGAAGUGUCGCAGGGCAGCAGAGCACAACAAAUUUUAUCGAAGCAACAAAAGGAGAGGGAAGAAUAUGAAGAAGAAUACAUGACCAGGUUACCAAUAACCAAGUCAGAGAAACACAGAAAACGUCAACUGACAACACUGGGCACCUUGGGAGACGACGUGACAAACUUUAGUAGCACGGGACAGGGAGGCAGCCGUAAACGAAAGCAAAAAGGGUUCAAAUCAAAAGGGAAAGGUAACAAGAGGAAAAGGUUUCAUUGAUUUUUAAAAGGUCUCUCGAUCGAUCAGGGCAUUUUAACCGUUAACAGGGUGAUUCAAACAAAAAUUGCUCCAUUAGAGUUUAGAGAAAUAUAUUUAGGUUAUAUAUGCUCAUAAAGAAUGUUCGUUUAAUUAUUUGCUUAGGGUUAAUCGAUCGCCCACGGUUGUAUAUUAUUGCUUUUAUGUAUGCGGUGGUUUUAAAUGAUCGCAAACCCUCUGAAGCGGUAAAACUUUUGGGACCCUAUAAAAAGUGAAGAGUGUUGCCCCUAUACAAGAAUAUAAUGCACUUUCUAAAUAAAACUUAAUAUUUUGUGGUGUUUCUAGAUCAAUUAAAAUGAAAAUGCACAUAAAAAGCUUAAAAUCGCUGAGGUUUCAGAACACCUAUUUGCAUCCUUGAGUUUAUGGAAGUACCAUGCAAGUAAUUAAAAAUACUAUUUUGCAAAAAAUUCUUAGUUCUAUAUAUAAUCAUUAUAUCAGAUUUAUUCGUAAAUAAUUAGUGAUAUAUUUGACUGACUUUAAGUCCUUCAGACCAGAGAGCCUUAUUGCUCUACUAACUCUAAGGUCAUUGGGCUCUGGUAACCCCCGGUGUGGCAUGACAGGUCCAUCAGGAGACCUGUUGUAUAUCCUCCUGAGACCCCCGGCCAGCUGACUUUUAAUAAACAAGGAUAAACAUAAUAGUUUAUAUACUUGGGAUACACUUACUAUAAAAAUACAUGUUUUUUUUUUUAAUAGUCAACCAUUUCUUAUUUUUUUGAUGUCCACUUAAAUGGACGUUGGGCCAUAAAGAAACAAAAAAAAAUGCAUAAUUAUUUAUCAUGUGUUUUAACAAAAAUAAUAUUCUUAAAUUACCAAAACUUUCGAUGUAAUUUUAUUGCCCAGUCACAUGAUAUUCAUAAAAACAAUUAUGAUCAGCAGUGACACACAAAAAAACAUCACAGCUGGUACAAUAAAAUUUGGUUUUCUUCGUACACUUCGAUGAUUUACACCGAACCGAAUUCUUUAAGUGACCAGCAACGGCUGGCAAGUGCAUGUCUUUUUUUCUUUUUGUCAUAGGGGGAGUCAAUGGUGUUGGUGUAAUGUAGCCCAAAGCGUUAUUUCGAGUCUUUAUUGUCAUUUUAGUCUUCAAAAUUUGUGGCUAAAAGUUUAUCCACAACGCUGAUCUUAAAAUCUAAAAAUUGUUGAAUUUGCUUGGCAGAAUCACCUAGUUUUUUCCUAUCAGUUGCUGCUGUAGAGGAUCCAGGCAUUUGCAAGAGCUAAAUCUAUGAAAUCUAAAUUACUUUUACAAAAACAGCCAAAAGUCGACAGAGUAUUGAUCCACAAACAACAUAAACUGCAAAAAAAUAACUAAUAACAAAAAAUAUCCAGAUUGAAAAUUUGGUCCCUGCAAGUGAAAUCCCAAUGCCCACCGGUGGGCACGCGGGGCUCAACGUGUUAAAAGGCAAUUUCUAAGUUAUUCGGGUAUUGAAGUUAAUAAAAUAAACUAAUUCUAAUUUUAUUUUUUAACUAAUUUUAACUAAUUCUAUUUUCGAUAUCGAAACUCAAAUUAUGAACAAUGAUAUUAUUUUUUUUAACUUGCAAUUUUACAUACUGAAGGAAACUACACUUUGAUAAUUUUAAGUAAUAUCUGGAUUUUUAUUUAAUUGAUCUUGAAACCUCUAUAAAGUCCCUUUAAAUUAUGCCUAUUUGGCAAUUAAGGAAGCAACAAAAAAAAUGUUUUACAGGGUUCCACAGUUCAAAUAUGGGUCGGUUUUGUAACCACUAACACUAAAAAAAAAAACAGUCAACCAAAAACCUGUUUGAAAAAAUCUUAUAAAUUAGACUGACAAGCAUAUUUUUCUACCUUGUUAUUGAUGAUAUUCAUUGAUGAUAUGUUGUUUAGUUAAGUUUUCUUUUUUUACGUUAUCUUUGUUGCUUUACUUGGUAAGUUUUUACUUUUUCCAAUUUCAAUAACACCAACACCCAACCAAAUGGUACAAACUUAAUAUUAUUCACACUUUCAUAGUGAUUUACCCAAAUAUGCCUUUUUUUUAAAUCACGAUUUAGUUUAAAACAAACACAGUGCCUAAACUUAACUCCGAAUUCUGUUAACAAGUUUUUUAGAGAAUCAUUGUUAUACAGUAUUGCUCACAAAAUAUAAUAAAUAAAUAAAUUGACAGUUGCAUACACAGUUUUUGCUGCAUCCCAAUUUUAUUCCGGAAUAAAAUUGGUAUGCAGUUACCGAUUUAUACAAGAAUGUUAUUGAUGAAUAUAACUGUUGAAAGUUUUUAUGGAUAACGGGCUGCUCAUUUUGCAGCUUGAUUGACUUUUUUAUUAAGUUAUUUACGUUUCAGUUCUCUUAUAAUAACGGUAUUAUUAUUAGUGUUCAGUAGCUGGUAGAAUCACAUUAAAAAAAAAAAAUGUUUAGGACGUAUAUUAGGAUAAGCUACUGAGGUCAAAAAUUAUAAGCUCAAAAUUUCCAUUGUAAUCGAUGAUUUAUUUACAGUUGACGUAGAGUUAUUGUGUCUAGCCAAGUAGCUUUAAUUUUUAUAUAUUAGUACAUUUCAUUUAAAUAAUGUCUAUUUUUAAUUGAA
Molecule: messenger RNA, 3640 nt
Organism: Anthonomus grandis grandis
Lineage: Eukaryota; Metazoa; Arthropoda; Insecta; Coleoptera; Curculionidae
Product: neuroguidin-A
Exons: 3
Coding region: 156-1073 (305 amino acids)
Biological process (GO): maturation of SSU-rRNA from tricistronic rRNA transcript (SSU-rRNA, 5.8S rRNA, LSU-rRNA)
Cellular component (GO): small-subunit processome; nucleolus
Source: RefSeq, a predicted model, not a curated record